AUGCCCUCUGAGAAGCGCGUCAUUAUCGUCGGUGCAGGAGUGGCGGGUAUAGCGACGGCGAUUGCUCUCAAGACGCAGCUUGGGUUUGAGAACUUCACUAUAUUCGAGAAAGCGGAGAGGCCCGGUGGAACGUGGAGGGAUUCGACAUAUCCAGGCUGCGGCUCGGACAUCAGCGGUCACUGGUAUAGCCUCUCCACCGAGCUGAACCCCAACUGGAGCGCCUACUACGCGGGCCAGCCGGAGAUCCUCGCCUACUGGGACGCGCUGUUCGCGAAGCAUAGACUUGCCGAGCACACCGUGUUCCGCACGGCGGUGGCGAGUGCAGAAUGGGACAACGAGCGCCAGCUUUGGCGGGUCGAGACGGCUGACGAGACAGAGGAGACGCGUGGCACCGCCGAGGCAGAGGUCCUCUUCUACGCCAUCGGCGGGUUCAUGGCGCCCAUCUACCCGAAGGAGGCGGAGGGGCGCGCCGUCUUUCGUGGCGAGCAGUGGCACACUGCGCGCUGGCGGCACGAUGUCGAUCUCGCUGGCAAGCGCGUGGGCGUGAUUGGGAAUGGGUGCUCUGCCGCGCAGAUCGUACCCGAGCUGGCGAAGGACUCGUCGACGAGGAUCGUCAACUUCGUCCGCACGCCUCAGUGGUAUGUGCCGCAGGGCAACAAGCGUUACUCCCCGCUGGUGAAGUGGGCGUUCGCCCACAUCCCCGGCUUGUUAAGAGCGUACAGAAACAUGAUCAUGGCUCGAUCCGACCUUGUCCACCUCAUCUUCAAUCAGCAAAACAGAUUGCUUACCUGGAUUGCGAGAUGGGCCUUGACCAAGUAUAUCCGGGACACAGCGCCCAAAAAGUACGUGGACCGACUGGUUCCCAAUUACGCCGUCGGGUGCAAGCGCAUCAUCGUGGACCCCGGCUUCUUGAAGAGCUUGCAUCGCGAGAAUGUCGAGCUGCGCCAGGACGCCAUCGAUAGCAUUAUCGAGGAAGGCGUGAAGUUGAAGACGGGUGAGGUUGUGCCGCUCGAUGUAAUCAUAUACGCGACGGGCUAUUCGUUGGAUGCGCCGGACUUGCAGCACAUCAAGGGCUCUCGAGGGCAAGCACUACAUGAGUACUUCGUGGAGCAAGGCGGCGCGACGGCCUACCUCGGAUGCAGUAUGCCUGGAUUUCCCAACUUGUUUUACCUCUUGGGCCCCAACGUCGCCUCCGGGCACGCUUCCGUCAUCUUCAGCGAAGAAGUGCAGAUCCAGCUGGCACUGCAGGUGAUGAAGCCUGUGCUUGAGGGGGAAGCGAAGUCGUUUGAGAUCAAGGACGAAGUGGUGGACAGGUAUAAUGGAUGGCUUCAGUCCCGUUUGCGGCACUCGGUAUGGACCGACUGUAUGUCGUAUUAUCGGCAGGACCGGCGCGAGGGGAAGAUUGUCGCAACCUUCCCGGGGCCGGUCACACUCUUCUGGUGGCUGGCGCGUCGCCCGAAGUGGGACGAGUGGACGGGGGUCGGCGCAGAGGCCUGGGCCCAGCGCUUGGCGGCGGCGCGGCGUCGAAGACGCUUCGGCUCCUUCCUGUUGCUCGUCGCAGCCUUCCUUGCUGGGUGGGCGAAAAAGAGGGGGCUGAGGCUAAGAUAG
Schizophyllum commune H4-8 is the source of this 1608-nucleotide messenger RNA. RefSeq names its product FAD/NAD(P)-binding domain-containing protein. NCBI's taxonomy places the organism in Eukaryota, Fungi, Basidiomycota, Agaricomycetes, Agaricales, Schizophyllaceae. Bases 1 to 1608 code for a protein of 535 amino acids. Gene Ontology annotation, molecular function: N,N-dimethylaniline monooxygenase activity; NADP binding; flavin adenine dinucleotide binding. The transcript is spliced from 15 exons. The record is from RefSeq and is a predicted model, not a curated record.